GUAUUUUACUUUUUUUUUUUUUACAUUUUUUUAGACAAUGGGAAAAAAAAUGUGAAACUUUUACCCCCAGUUCACACCUAUGCGGCCGUGUGGGCUGAGUUUUGCUCAGGCAUGAGAGCCCAUUCAUUUGAAUGGACUCCUGUGCCCGUGACACGCAGGGAAGAAGUCCCUGCACUACUUUUGAAAAUGCAGCCGAGGUUCCCAGUACGGUUGCGUUUUCCAGUGCAGGAGGCGUGCCAUUAGAACUAAUGGCACCCACCCACAGGUCCGCAAUUCUCUGUGCGGGUGGUGCGGCUGCAUGGAUUUUCAUGCAGAUCCGCAGCAGCACCACCCGCACAGAUCUGA
Molecule: messenger RNA, 345 nt
Organism: Staurois parvus
Lineage: Eukaryota; Metazoa; Chordata; Amphibia; Anura; Ranidae
Source: the annotation of a GenBank genome assembly